Notothenia coriiceps (black rockcod) is the source of this 1312-nucleotide messenger RNA. The record is from RefSeq and is a predicted model, not a curated record. NCBI's taxonomy places the organism in Eukaryota, Metazoa, Chordata, Actinopteri, Perciformes, Nototheniidae.
AUGAAUGAGGAGUUAAUGCAAAACAGUGAAGAUGAGGAUAAUGGAGAAAAGAUGGAAGUUCUCAGUGAUGCAGGGUGUAGCUCAGAGAGUUGGGCCAUACUUCCUGUUUUGUGCUUGACGCACGUGUUUAAGUUUCUUGAUGAAGGGGAUCGCAGGAGUUCAGACCUGGUUUGUCAGCGCUGGCACAACACCAUGCACUCUCCCUCCCUCUGGCGCUCACACACCUUCCACCUCAAUGUCCGGCCGUCCAAAUACAGGCAGUCUGAAUUCCACUCUUCUGUGGCCUAUGUCCAGUCUCGAGGAGUCUACCUGGAGAGGUUGGCCGUGUUGGUAAAUCCUCCAUCCACUUACUCGAUAGCCUGGAGACUGUUGAGAACAAUCAAGACAGUAUUUGAUGAGCUUACCAGAGUACGGGCGUCACUGAAGUCUAUCAGCCUCUCAAAUCUGGAGUUAGACCGGCCCUGCUGGACUUCUGGACUCAGAAAUUCUUUUGUUAUCUUCCUGGUUUCCUUCCUCCGCACACAAGGCUCAAAGCUUGACUCCGUUUGUCUGAAUGGGAUGAAAAUCGGCAUGAUUCAGGGUCUGGAGAUGCUUUCCACCCUGGCACAGUCUCAGAAGCGCACCAACCAUCGCUACUACAUCUCUACUUUGGACUUGAAGGGUUUCUUUUCUGGAGAAGUUCCAGUCUACCGCAACUCCAACAUGCCCCGCACCCUGGGCUUCAUGAAAGGCCUCACCCACCUGAGCCUGAGCUACUCCUGUCUGUCAGAUGAGCUUCUAAAGGUGAUUUGCGGUCACUCAUGGGAAUCUCUGGCAUCGUGCUGCCCGGGCCUGAAAGUCAAGAUUGCAGUCGACCAAAUCCUCAACACUGACCGACUUGCAAGGAUCCUGCUGCCUGAGAUUCCCCUUGUUGAUUUCAGCAUGACAACUUUCUACUCUCCCAACGAAGAAUGGAGCCCCAGGCCUCUCUUCUAUGCCAUGCUGCCUCAGUUCAGGCUCACUCUGAAGUUUCUGACCCUGCACCUGAGUAACUGCAGUGAACUAUUGGACGACGAGCUGCUGAAGCUGGUCAGACGUUGUGAUCGUCUGGAGCAGCUGAGAGUCUGGGCUUUCCUGGAAAUCAGAACUGUGCAGAGACUGCUGAGAAUCAGGCUGGCACAAAGGAGCUUACUCAACACGAUCAGGGUGAGUGUCUACUCAGUAGAAGAGGACCACGAAGAGCAGAAAGAGCAGCUGGAGAAAUUAUUGUCUACAUACCGAGAUCUCCCUCCUGAACUGGAAUUUUUUGCUACAGUCUACCCCUAUGUGUAAU